Molecule: messenger RNA, 1908 nt
Organism: Trypanosoma rangeli
Lineage: Eukaryota; Euglenozoa; Kinetoplastea; Trypanosomatida; Trypanosomatidae
Product: 6-phosphofructo-2-kinase/fructose-2,6-biphosphatase-1-like protein
Exons: 1
Coding region: 1-1908 (635 amino acids)
Biological process (GO): fructose 2,6-bisphosphate metabolic process; fructose metabolic process
Cellular component (GO): cytosol
Molecular function (GO): protein binding; ATP binding; fructose-2,6-bisphosphate 2-phosphatase activity
Source: RefSeq, a predicted model, not a curated record
AUGUCGUCGAAGUUAGUAACGCGCAGGAAUGACGAACGAAAGGCAAAGCCUUGCACCAUUGCGCGAAUGGCGGCCAUUCAAAAAAAAAUUGUACAGAUAGAUCGGCGUUUAUCUUCCUUGCAAUUCACGGGGAACUUGAAUGAGACGGUAGGCGAUGUAACUCCGCAGGAAGACAUGGAUUCCUCCGUUAUGCACAUGCUUUCGGUUGACCUUUGCCAGUUGGCAGCGUCUGGUGACGCUGUGGGGGUGCGCACACUUCUUAACUGCGGCGUUGAUACGGACUGCAGGGACUACGACGAGCAGACCCCACUGCAUAUUGCUAGUGCCUUGGGUCAUGUCCAUGUGGUUUGUCUACUGCUUGAGUUUGGGGCUGACCCUGCGCUUUUGGACAAAACUGAGAAAACGCCUUUGAAACUGGCGGAGGAGAAUCACCACAGUGACGUUGUGCAGCUGCUCCUGAAGCACUCUGAGGCCCAUCGUCAAGAGAUAGACACCUGCAGUAGGUCGGAUAGUUCUCUCUUUGAUAGUCCCCUCACAUGUGGGCAUAGGGAUUUUUCCCGGAUUCCCCAACCAAUGAUGGGAACUCUUAUUGUCAUCAUGGUAGGUCUUCCUGGGAGCGGUAAAACGUAUAUUGCGAAGCAGAUUCAACGCUACUUUCAAUGGAAUGGAUUACCAAGCAGUAUUUUUUCUCGCUCCAGCUAUGAAGACAACUUUGAAGGGGAAUCUCGCAUUUCUUCUGCCCUCGCAAAUGACAUGACACAAUUUAUAGCGGAAACCGACGGCGUGGCGGUGCUAGAUGGCACGAGCUGCAGCCCGUCAAGUCGUAGGGCGUUGAUGAGUGCGAUUAAAGAAACGGAGCGCAUUCCGCCGAAUCGUGUGGUAUUUGUAGAGGUUGUGAAUAAUGAUCCAGAGAUUCUGCAGUUAAAUGUGAAUCAUAUGAAGGAAAUGAAUCCGGAUGUCCCGGAAACUUUUGUUGAUGACUACUAUGCCUCGAUUGAACAGCUAAAAACCGUGUACAAACCCCUGAAUCCUACAGCUGACAAGGAUCUCACGUAUAUCCGCAUUGAAGAUCAGGUAACAUAUGCGCUUAAUAACAUUUCUGGAUGGAUGCCGACACGACUUUUCUACAUGUUGCAUAACUUGUGCCAUGCUCCUAGCAAUCUGUACCUUACCCGGGCAGGGGAGUAUGUUGACUUGGUUGCCGGUCGAAUAGGUGGAAAUUCACGACUGACAGAGCGUGGGCAGGCGUAUAGUGAAGCACUUUUUGAAUACUUUCAACAAGAGGUUCAGCUAAAUAAGGUUACUAUUAUGAGUAGUUGUGCUCUUCGCUGCACAGAAACAGUACAACGCUUUGAAGAACAGAGCGUGCUGCAACAGGUCGGUGCUGUGAAUCCACAGAGCGAGGCUCUAAAAUUGAGUUGUCGCGUGGUAUACUUACCCACACUUGACAACGUGAAUCAUGGGGAUUGCGACGGACAACUUUUUUCCGACGUCCGUAGGACGAUGCCAGGCACACUGCUGCAAAUGCAGGCAGAUCCCUACCACACCGCAUGGCCCAAUGGCGAGUGUAUCCACCAGCUUUACAACGCUCGCCUCGAGCCGCACAUUCACGACAUUCAAGCCAGCACCGAGCCUGUUCUCGUGGUCUCCCACCUUGUGCUGCUGCAGGGCCUCUACUCCUACUUUGUUUCUGAGAAUGACAGGUUUGUGGCCCCGCAAAAUGCCUAUCAAAUUGAAAUUCCCCUCGAGAGUGUCAUUAAAAUUCGUCGGGUGGGUGUCAACCGCAUCGCGGAGAUCAUUGACCUCUCAAAGGAAGUUGACAAAAUUGAACGGCGCCGCACCGGGAAGGUGACAAAACCGACGAAACACAGCGAGCUAGAUAUUUUCUACUCCACUGCGAAGAGGUGA